Molecule: messenger RNA, 1749 nt
Organism: Coniosporium apollinis CBS 100218
Lineage: Eukaryota; Fungi; Ascomycota; Dothideomycetes
Exons: 4
Coding region: 1-1749 (582 amino acids)
Source: RefSeq, a predicted model, not a curated record
AUGUCUUACUCCCGCACCCUCACCAUCACAACCGACCCGGUCAAUCUCACCGCCGAAUCUCUCAAACAGCAAGCCUCCCGCAUCCGCGACAUCCUUGAUCCGCUCAUCGCGCGGGAAGGCGCCGACAUCCUGCAUCCGGAUGAAGUCCUAACGUUGCACGAGCUCUUCAUCAGUCUCGGCAGCUAUCCGAUUACAGUUGCGACGCUGAAACAUUCCCGCAUCCACCAUGCGGUCAUGGAAGUGUGCGGCAAGGCGACCCGGUGGCCGAGAAGGCUUGUAGACGAGUGCGAUAAGAUUGUCUACGUGUGGACGAAGGCAUUUGGCCCGCUCAAGAACCUUGGUCCGUACCUGUUUGAGCCGGGUGGAAGGCUCUGGGGUAUAUGCCAGCCAGGUGACUUGACGAGAGAUGCGCUGCUCAAGAGAUGGAAGAGCCAUCCCGAAGGAGCCGUAAAUGACAGCCGGGCUUUGCGGUCUGGCAAUCUGGGGUUCGAGCCAGGACGAUGGUGGCUGAACGGCUUGUUCGCCUUCCACGACGGUAUCGUUGAUAUAAAGAGCGCCGACAGCGGCAUUUGCGCGGACAAGAAUGGAGCGUAUGCGAUAGUCCUGAAGGGAUCCGACGAGAUUGACGGUAUUUUGCCCUACACUUUCACCUACAGGUGCAAGUCCGACGAUCCAGGUAGAUUUCGACUCACUUCUGCCCAUUCGAAUUCGCGAAGCCCGGUGCGCGUGUUGAGGUCGCACACACUGUCGUCCUUGUGGGCUCCCAGGACCGGCAUCCGAUACGAUGGACAAUACAAGGUUGUAGGAUGGACGAUCAGACCCCCCAAGCCUACUGAAGACGUUAGCUCAUCCGUCAUUUGGGAGGUGACUCUUGAAAGAGAGCCCGGCCAGGCAUCAAUGGAAGACGUCUUGCGACGUCCCUUGGCGGACGAAGUUGAUGACUACAUGGAGUACAAGCGGAUAAGAGGCCUGAAUCGGGACGAGCUGAAAUUGUUUGUGCAGUCUCAGGUCCCACAAAAUUCUCUGGCGGCGAAACCAACCCCAAGGCGCACACCUUCAAAGUUGGUACCAUCAGGUCGUGCGCCCACGUUCAUUAUGCCAGGGUGGGAUCCGAAGCCUGUGUUGCUGAGCCCGACCACGGAGUUUCCGCGAGUAUUUACGAGACGUGUAACGGCAAGAGAGGACAGUCCGAUUACCAGCCCUGGAUCCGGGGCUUUGGCGCACUCGGCUUCACUGAUCAGAUCCACCCUUCAGGAGUCGAAGGAGACGACGCCAGAUGAUGAGGCACCGCCCUACUCCAAGAGAUCGGAGCGCGUCUUCAGUCCUUAUCUUCCGGCGGAGCCUGUUGAUGGGUCCUUUGACGGCCAAGUCGAGACUCUUUCGUGGUCAGUCGACUCUAGUGUGUUGCAGGAGUCUUUCGCCCGAAUAAGCAAGAUUGUGGAAGAGCAGCGUCGAGUCGCUGAGCACAAGGAAUCAAAUCCGCAGACUUUUCAUUGGGACAAGAGGCGGCAUAAGGCUUUGGCUCAGCGUUUCAAGAUCGAGAGCUACGCGAAGGAAGCCGUCGCGGUCCAAGUACGAGGCGACGGUGUCGGUUUGUCAGACGCUCCUGGUACUAUCGAAGCGUAUCUGGAACUUGUGAGGAAGAGGGCUCAGAAGAAAUUUGGAGGGAGUCUUGGAAAUCACGCGCAAGGCCGACAAGGACGUCCAACCUCGGCAGGAGUCCUCAAAAGGCUCAGAGGAUUACUGUGA